AUGGCCACUCUGCGCGAAUGUUUGGGGCCUCUCGUCUCAUACUUUCCCCACACCGCCUUCACAACGGUGCAGGAGCGCGUCAUGCCAACAUUGCUGCAGUGCGACGCCAACGUUGUUGUGGCGGCGCCAACUGGAAGCGGCAAGACGGCCCUACUGGAGGCGGCGAUGCUGCGCCUCUUCAGAGACCGUCUUCUCCCGCUGUCGACAGACACAGGAAGCACAGGCUGCCGCAGCGCCAACGCAGUGGAAGGGAGAAAAACGGUGUACAUUUGCCCCAUCAAGGCACUUGCCAGCGAAAAGUACGCACUGUGGCGGGAGAAGUUUCCUGCCCUCUCAGUGGCGCUCGAGACAGGUGACCAGGAACUGGCGCGAUCGCACGCUAGUGGAGUCCCUGAUGUCCCAAACGCGGACAUUAUCAUCACAACACCCGAGCGGUGGGACAGCAUCACACGACGGUGGAAAGAAGGUGUCGUUUGGAGUUUGGUGGCGUCGGUGGCGCUUCUGCUGCUGGACGAGGUUCACACUGUGAGUGAGGAACGUGGCGCUGCACUGGAGGCCGUAGUGAGCCGCAUGAAAGCAAUAAAGGCUUCAAUGAGCAGCCGUGGCCCGCGCUCCUAUACGACCCGCUUUGUCGCGAUCAGCGGGACACUCCCGAACAUUGAAGACUUCGCCGAGUGGCU
Trypanosoma grayi is the source of this 680-nucleotide messenger RNA. RefSeq names its product RNA helicase. The record is from RefSeq and is a predicted model, not a curated record. The annotation marks the transcript as partial. Gene Ontology annotation, molecular function: nucleic acid binding; ATP binding. The transcript has a single exon. NCBI's taxonomy places the organism in Eukaryota, Euglenozoa, Kinetoplastea, Trypanosomatida, Trypanosomatidae.